UGUUCUGGUUGCAAACAAAGAAAAAGUGCAUUUUAACUAUUAUUAAAUAACAUUUAAUUUAAUUUUAACAUUAAUAAGUAAGCGCGCGUGUGGGCUCGCGUCGUGCAGCAACUUACGUGCACCUCUAUAUGCGUCUCAUGGUCGCGUAAACGUCUGUGUGUGUGCGUGUGUGUAUUGGCAUUGUGGCUGUGGCAUUGGCGCUCCGCUGCUGCUGCUGCGCCUCAGUUUCCAUUCAUAUUCUAUUAACUAAUAAACAAAUAACCUUCGGGGCCGUCCCGCGCCAGUGCGAGAAAGCCAAAACUAAAAAUCAAAUUGCAGCAUUGACAAGGAAGUGCGUCUCCUUUCCGUCGCCGUCACCGUCACCGUGGGCUGUUUCCGUAUUGCUUAGGCAGCAGCAGAAGCAGCAACAAAUUCAAUUGCAAACGUAAAAACAAAAAAAGGAAAAAAAGGCAAAGCCAAAGUGUUUGCCUGUGUUUGCGCUUGUGUGCGUGUGCGUGCGUGCGUGUGAGUGCGUGUGUGUGUGACGACAAACACAACGACAAAUGGCGGACGUAAGCGAUACAAAUGAACUCUUCGAUCUCGAGCUGCACGAAGAUGACAAAGCGCGAGACUCGGAUGACGACAGGAUCGAGUUGGAUGAUGUCGAUCUAGAACCGGAAUUGAGCAUAAACCUACACCAAGACAGUGAGGGCCAGGAAACCAUACAGCUCUCCGAGGAGAAUGUCAAUCCAGGCAAAAUCAAAUUGGGCCCAACGGAUUUUGAGCUUAAGAAAGUGCUUGGCAAAGGUGGCUACGGCAAAGUAUUUCAGGUGCGCAAGACCGCUGGACGUGAUGCCAACAAAUAUUUUGCGAUGAAGGUGCUCAAAAAGGCGUCCAUAGUGACCAAUCAAAAGGACACGGCGCACACGCGCGCCGAGCGGAAUAUACUCGAAGCAGUCAAGCAUCCGUUUAUUGUGGAAUUGGUGUAUGCCUUUCAAACAGACGGUAAAUUGUAUCUGAUACUCGAGUAUCUAAGUGGCGGUGAGCUGUUUAUGCAUUUGGAGCGAGAAGGCAUUUUUCUGGAGGAUACCACAUGCUUCUAUUUGAGUGAAAUCAUAUUGGCUUUGGGUCAUUUACACAAACUGGGCAUCAUUUAUCGCGAUCUGAAGCCAGAGAACAUACUGCUGGACGCACAGGGACAUGUGAAGUUAACGGAUUUUGGUCUGUGCAAGGAGCACAUACAAGAGGGUAUUGUCACCCACACCUUCUGCGGCACAAUUGAGUACAUGGCACCAGAAAUCUUAACUAGAAGUGGCCAUGGCAAAGCCGUCGACUGGUGGUCCCUGGGCGCACUCAUGUUCGAUAUGCUCACGGGCGUGCCGCCCUUCACCGCCGAGAAUCGCAAGAAAACCAUUGAGACCAUACUGAAAGCCAAGCUUAAUCUGCCAGCCUACCUCACACCCGAAGCCAGAGAUCUGGUGCGGCGCCUGAUGAAGCGACAGGAGCCACAGCGUCUGGGCAGCGGACCCGAGGAUGCGGCGGCGGUUCAGUCACAUCCAUUCUUCAAACAUGUCAACUGGAACGAUGUUGUGGCCCGACGCCUCGAGCCGCCCAUUAAGCCGCUGCUGCGAAGUGAGGAUGAUGUCUCCCAGUUUGAUACGAGAUUCACAAGACAAAUUCCCGUGGAUUCACCGGAUGAUACAACGCUCAGCGAAAGUGCCAAUUCAAUUUUUCAAUGUUCCAGGGCGUGCCAAAGCCAUUGAUAUCAUAAAGUCGAGCCACCUUAACGAAACGAUGCUUGCCGGGCGCCGUCCACAGACCAUGGGAUCCCUUGGCGGCAAAGAGCACCGGAUGGUUCUUGAACGUUGUGACCGUUUUGGGAAAAUUGGGACGCUGCAGGAUGCCCUUACGCGUCUCCUGGCGCCGAAACUCAAAAGAUCCAGUCAGGCGAUUGUAGCUGUAGUAGGCGCCCGCAUCGUGAGCGGACACAUACAUGGCCUGCGGCUCAGCAUCGCCGUUGAAGUACAAACUCAUGUGCUCCCAAUCGCCCACAUGGCUGCCAAUAUCCCGGCGAUGGCCCAGACAGUAGCCGUAGACAGCCGGAAAGGGUAUGCGGCCCAGGGGCCCCAGGCUCAACGUGCACAUCGUCUUGCCCUGGCUGUAGGGAUAGAACAUCCAAUAGGUGACAUGGAAGCCAGGCAGCUGUCCCUUGACCCGCUGCGUCUCUUGCGCUGGCGCAUCGCUUAUAUUGUUAUCCUCCAGAUUGUCGUCCUGAUCGACGCCUCCACUGAACUUGACAUUGUCAGCCAGAUUGGCUAUAAAGUUAUUCACUGGGAGCCCAUUCUCCAACUCCGACUCCAGCGGCUGCUGCUGCUGCUGCUCAAACGUCGCGGGUUCAGGAAGCGCUGCGCCAGCUAACUGUGUCUCACCCAUGACCAGAUCGUAGUCACUGAGCGGCCCGUACUCUGGCAUGCUGCCUGCCUCGCGCCUCACGCGCUGAAACAGUGGAAAGAGUCGCGACGAACGUCGGACCGUCUCAUUACGUUCCUCCAGCGGAUCAAUGGACACCGGUAUGUAGGGACCCCGUGUGCUGGCCAAUGGCGGCGGCGGCACUGCUUCGGGCUCGCGUUUGGCCGGACCGGGACACAGUGUGACCACGCCAUAGAUGGGCACUGGCGCCUCAUUGGGAUUACGCCCGUGGAUGAACGAUUGCUCGUUCUUGAGCAGAUCCUCCAUUUCGCCAUUGGUCACCAGAUGCGAUUUGGUGGAGUAUUCGCUGAAGGGCACGCCCGGCGUAAAGCUUCGAUCCUUGUCCAUGGGAUGCACAUGCUGCAGAAACUCCUCAACGCCCAGUGGCAUGAAUUUUUCCUCCGGCGCCAGCCACACAAUCGGUGCCCAUUGCUUGAUCAGGCGUUCAACUAGACGUAAGAGAGUGGAAAAACCAGAUUAGCGCCAUAAACUAAAUUUUAAUCAGCUCUCGGAUGCUCUGGCAAUUACUUAACCCAGCUGUAAGCACACACACGCACAUACGGGAGCUGCUCUACGUCUAGCUCUAAAUUUGUUCGUUUUCCAAAUUCAGGUGUAAUAAAUUUCACUUUCACACACUUGAAGCGGCCACCCAAAAA
Messenger RNA from Drosophila montana, 3104 nucleotides. It is a transcript of the gene S6k, whose product is annotated as Ribosomal protein S6 kinase. Gene Ontology annotation, molecular function: protein serine/threonine kinase activity; ATP binding. Bases 543 to 1742 code for a protein of 399 amino acids. The record is from RefSeq and is a predicted model, not a curated record. The transcript is spliced from 10 exons. Gene Ontology annotation, biological process: peptidyl-serine phosphorylation; signal transduction. Lineage: Eukaryota; Metazoa; Arthropoda; Insecta; Diptera; Drosophilidae.